AUGUAUGAAUAUGAACGUUUGAAAGACACUGAAUUGACAAGAGUCGCCGACGUGUAUGGAGUACAAAUACGGAACAAACAGCACGAGGUAAGCACAUUGACUAGUUCAACAAAAUCAGGGAAAAUAUUUAAUUCUGCGAAAACAACUCGUGGUUCUACUAGGACUGGGAAACACGCCCCUGAGGACCGCGUUCUGAAAAUAACUUCCAAAGAAGGCAACUAUCUACCAUUCGAUUUGAAAGUAGAAGUUAAAGAUGGUUCGGCGGAACAAAUGAAGUCAAGCAAAAUAACAGGCUCGACCAAACACCCAGAAACUGGACAUCGUUUUAGUGUUCCUCAAAGCCAGUCCUAUAACGGUCAGGUGACUUCUUCUUCUUCUUCUUCUUCUUCUUCUUCUUCUGCGAUCCCAAAAGUUCAGGUGACUAAUAAUGACCUUGAACCAACCAUUGUCAUUAAUUCAGAAGCAAUCUGGCACGAGAGUCCAAUAUCGCAUCCAACUUACAACACACUGACAACCCGCGAUGGCGCGGCAGUCGGCGAAAUAAGAAGUGGAUCAAACAAUAUCCGUCACAGUUCCGUGAACUUAGAGAGACUGACCAAGAUUUCCUCCACAGUGAUAUCAAAAACUGGUGGGCUUAGAACUUCGUUCUUACCAAUAUCCUUUAUGACAACAAAGGCGCCUAUUACUCGAGGCGAUUCAAUGCAGGGUGGUAGAAAUCCUGAAGCAAAGUAUACCUAUCCCAAUUCUUCGGCAAGGCAGAACAGUUCGAACAAGGUGGCCCUGCCCUGGCUAACAAAAGCUGGCCCUUUAAAGACCUCACGGUUAGCGAUAUUCUUCAGGACAUCUACGGAGAACCCAGAUGAAUCAAAUACUCGUGACAGAUUUACUCGUACAAGUAAUGUCAAUCCACGAGCCAGUCUCACCACAGUUACCACGACAUCGCAGGACGAACACGUAUCUGACCUAACUACUGGAUCAAGUAAUCUGCAUUGGAAUUCCGCUGUGCACGAGAGUUUAAACAGCAUUGGCUUGACUCCAACAACAGCAGCUGGUCCUUCCGAGAUUUCAGAGUCUUCAGACUCUCCAUCAUCCUUUAGGACAAAUAAUCCAGCAGCUCCUACCCGACCAAGUAUCUCGCAAUGGUUGAACUCACCUACUACAGGAAAUGGCAAUUCAACGAUGAGCCAUAAAAGUACUGCAGCAAGUAAUCAGCGACAACAGACCGCUCAUUUUAUAGGAUUCGCAACCUUGAAAUCACCUACUACAGGAGAUGGAAGGUCAACUAUCAGUCAUAUAAGAACUCUAGCAAGUAUUCAUCGACAACGGGUCGCUCAUGUUACAUCAUACACAACUUUGAACUCACCUACUACAGGAGAUGCAAAGUCAACUACCCGACCAAGUGUCUCGCAAUGGUUGAACUCACCUACUACAGGAGAUGGGAUGUCAACUAUCAGUCAUGGAAAUACUCCAGCAAGUAAUCAGAGACAAUGGACCGCUCCUGUUACAGCAUACAAAGCGGUACUUGAUGAGACAGCAUCUCAUCAUCCAACGUAUGAUGACUUCCUGUUCACUCGUGGUGGACCAGCCGACAGCGAUGAUCGUCGUCGACCAAGUUAUGUCUAUCAGCGAGCCACUCCCGUCACAGAAGAACUCGCAACACGGCACGUAGUCAACACAACAUUGAAACUUUUGGCUACAGCCACCGAUCAUGCCAAGCUUAAAGAACUAUUGACACCUGAACUCGGUAAUAGUAUGCGCAACGACGAACACAGGUCUGAACCUCCUUCUUAUCAGGUCUUAAGCACAGAUAGUACUGAAGAGAAGUUUAAAGAUCUAAAGACAUUGGGACCCAGCAGCGAGCGAGACGACGAGUUCGUACUUUAUCCCACUGAUGAAACCUUGGUCACAGGUUCUGAUCAACGGAAGCUUACCAACGGACCUGCACCUAGAACUGCACCUGAAUCAGGUAACGUACGUGAACUAGAGAGGAACAGACUCAUGUUGGGUCUGGAGCCAUUUUCUCAGCCCGAUUUGAAUACUAGUAUGUUUUAUUUCGUCACUAUAAUCAGUGUGGCUUGCUUCAUUGCAGUGUUGCUGUUCGGAACGUUCUGCUACGUGUGUUCCGCAGAGUAA
Messenger RNA from Gigantopelta aegis, 2133 nucleotides. RefSeq lists its product as uncharacterized. The transcript has a single exon. Bases 1 to 2133 code for a protein of 710 amino acids. The record is from RefSeq and is a predicted model, not a curated record. Lineage: Eukaryota; Metazoa; Mollusca; Gastropoda; Neomphalida; Peltospiridae.